GGACCACUUCCAAACCAGUCUUCUUCUCAACGCGGUUCCUUUCUGCAUGCAUCAUUCUCGCAAAAAACUUUGGCUUGGACCUGCCCAUGAUCUCACUAUUAUUUAGUCCAUUUGUUGUUGUGGAUAAAAUCAUCAAGAUAAGAUGAGACGGGCGGUAACUCCUGGAGCUGCCAUGAGCAAUGGCUCUGGAAGACACAGCACUGCUCCUCGCUCGGGAGGAACUGUGGCUCUUUCAGCACGAAAAGGAACAUUUGCGGCACGCAAUGACAAUUCCCCUCCCAGAGUAUUGCUGAUACUGGCAUUACUCUUUUCCUCUCUCGUCCUGGUGGCCGUGGUUCCUCGUCUGGUACUCUCCGAUGCAGCCGUGGUUGAUGGAAACAAAAAUCUCCUCAAUGCCUUUCCACCACCAUCUUCCAAUGAUGAUUAUCAACAACCCCCACCACCAAAACGGAAUGUUCCAUAUAUUCCCAAGGCUGGCAAAGUCUUUAUGGAAGCUUACAAGAAGCAAAAACGAAAGGAAAACGCAGUUCGUGGUGGCGCUGCUGCAGCUCCAGGUGCCGUGGAAUUGGAAAACAACAGCAACAAGCGUGACAAUAAGAAGAAAAUGAUGAUGAAAAAGAAAAAUGGUGCCACUUUGGUGGAACAACAACAACAACAACAACAACAACAACAACAGCCAGAAGAAGUGAUGGAGGAGGAUGCACCAGCGCAUUUGGAUCAAGAAGAAGAUGAAUCACAUCCACGACAACGGGAAGCUUUAGAAGAUCAGCAGGAAACACCAAACCAAGAUGAGGACUCUUUAUUGGAAAAUGAUGUGCCAGAAAACGAAGAGGAGGAACCUGCAGUACAACAACCAGAAGGAGAAGAGUCCUUUGGACAACACAAAGAAGGGGAACCCAUUCUAGAACAAUUGGAAGAAGCUCCAGCAGGAGAAGAAGAGGAAGAGGCUCUACCUGCCUCAGUCAAAACUAAAAAGCAGAAAAAGAAAAUGAUGAAAAAGAAGAAAAAGCAGCAAGUCAACAUCAAUAAUGUUGAGGGAGAAGAGGAAGCACCAGAGGUACAACAGGAGGAAGAACCAGAGGAACCGCAACAACAGGAAGAAGCAUCAGAGCAGGAGGGAGCCGAUGUAGAACAUCCUGCUACAGCUGAUGAGGAAGAGCAAGAACAAGGUUCUGCCAUGGAAAGACUUCCUGCAGGAGACAACAACGGCCUCACCAGCAAGACGACUGGUAAGAAGAAAAUGAUGAAGAAAAACAAGAAAAAGAAAGCAGCCGACAACACUCUCAAUAACGAGGAUGCACAAGAAGUAGAUGAACCAACGGCCGAUGCAGAAGAGCCUGAAGCAGAUAAAAGCAAUGCAGUAGCUGCUGUUGCUACCCAACCACCAGAAAUCUAUCCUGCCAAGACGGACGCCCAAGGGAAGCCUCGCAUGGUUAUCUUGCGAUCCGUGGGAAAUCCGUUGCCACCCCGUCAUGAUUUGGAUCAAACCUUGCGCAGUGUCACCUUUAUCCUGAAAAAUGAAAAACAAUACCCAAACGAACAACGGCAUUGGGUUCUGAAUCGCAUUGUCGAUGACAGCAAUCUGAAAGCCAUGGUUGGGCUAUUGGAGGAGUACAACGAACACUACACAGUGGUUCCUUUCAACUUGACGUUGUAUGCUGCCAUUCCCUACACACUACACCAUUACUACGGCACAAGCAAAAAGGCCAAAAAUGUCAUCAAGGAUGCGUUUCAUCAUUGGAGAUUUGAUUGGGGGAAAAAAGGAGAUCCAAAGGAACGACAAUUAAUUGAAGACGCCGCCAGCAACGACAAGAAUCUGUAUCUGACAAAUGUCAAUGGAGCGCGUAAUACAAUGUUGGAAAUUGGUCGCCAUCAAUAUCCUGACGCGGACUGGAUCCUGCCCUUGGACGGAAACUGUUUCUUUACACCACCUGCGAAGGAACAGCUCUCCAAUCAUCUUGACAAGUUGCAGACGCAAAAAAAGGAAACCACGAGCAAGAAAUACGUUGUGCUGCCCAUGAACCGAGUCACGGGGAGCAACGAUGCCUUGCUGGACUACGAAACGUACAAAGCGGACCCUCAGGAAGAGCCGCAAAUUGUCUUUCACAAAACGGCCGAGGCUAUUUUUCAUCCGCUCCUGAGGUACGGUCGACGCAACAAGGUAGAGCUGCUGUCACGACUGGGGUUCGACGGACCCUGGAAUCGAUGGGAAUGGUUGCCCUGGGAAGAAACCAUGCUGGCGAAGACACAACAAGAUGGAAAUACCAAGCCGGUAAUCAAGAAAACAAAGAAAGGCAAACCGGUGCGUCUUUCGCGACAACGGGCACCAUCGGAUCUACCAGAUGGUGUGACGGUCUCCAACAAUUCGUGGGUGGCGCGAUUAGCAUCCGGUAAUUCUGGUUUGGAAGCUGCGGGUCAACUGGUCCAACGGGGCAACUCUCGUAACGAAGGCAUGAACAACAUCCUGUUUCGUAUGGAGGAACGAAUCGCCACUGACAUGUACGGCUACAACGCCAGCAAGGUGGGCACAACGAUGAUGUACUACGACGAAUACAUUCUGCGACAGGAAAGACACAUCUUUCGAAAGCUCACAGAUCGCGAGCCAGUGGAGGGCGACGAAUUGGUUUACGAUAUGCUUGGAGAAAUCAAGGAUCAGGAUGGCAACGCUUUGGUCACUCUGAUUCAACGACUGAUCAAGUGGGCAGAUCACGCCCUUCAUUUCGGACCAUGGGCAGUCACAGACAAGCCUGCAUCGAGCUGUGCACCGAGCGGCGAUUGCCAUGACUAUUUCCACACCGCGCCUUACCAUUGGCCUCGAAAGCACAAAAAUGGAACUAUCAACUACGGCCGAAGAGCACAAUGGCGAGAUGGUCAACGAAUGCCAGGAACUGUGUUGCAUGAUCCCUGGAGUGGUAAUUUUGACCGGACGCGAUUAGCUGACAUGAAGAACAAUGUCACCAUGUUGACUUUGGCUUACUUCUUUACGGGGGAAGAGUCAUACGCCAAGCACGCUGCAAAAUGUAUCCAAGUGUGGUUUCUGGACCCCAAAACUCGAAUGAAUCCUCACCUCAAGUGGGCACAGAUUGCCAUCGGAAGUCCCGAAGGGCGCAACGAAGGUUUGAUCGAGUUCAAAGAUGUGUGCUUCUUUCUCGAUUCCAUUCGUAUUUUGGAGAAAAGCAACUAUCUGGACGCGAAGCAACAAUUAGAUCUGAGAGAGUGGUUCCGUAAAUUGCUGAAAUGGUACGACACAUCCAAUCAAGGAGCCGCUGAGCGGGGAGAACCAAACAAUCAUGGUUUGUACUAUGAUAUAUCUGUCACCUCCAUGGCAGCGUACGUUGGCGACCGAGACAAGUUAUAUUACACUCUUACUCGCAAUCCGGCACGGCUUCGAGAGCAUAUUGAUCCGGACGAUUGGUCCAUGCCGCACGAGAUGAAACGGACAAUGUGCGAACACUACCAGAUGUUUACACUUCAAGGCUGGGAUACCCUUGCCAGGAUUGGUCGGGCGGUCGGUGUUGACCUGUGGAACACAGAGCAUCCUGAUAUUGCUGGAAGGAAAGAAAAGUAUCAGUUGCCCGUUGAUCGAACUUUCCCAGUUCCGUCCAACAGCACGCCCAUUUGUAGUGCCGCCAGAUUUUCCAUACCGCACUUGCGCAAGAGAAAGCGAUGCCCAGCGGAAAAGAACAUCAAGCCAGCCGAAGGGCAGAGGUGGUGGCCUCUUGUCAUUAGCUCGUUGGAGUUCUGCCCGGGAAUCCUUCCGCGCAGAGAAGAUGGAUCAUACCCAUUUGUUUCACCAAAAGCUUUCAAGUGGUUGCUACCAGAGGAGAGUCGCACUGUCCCCACUAGCCGGUAUAGUAUGCCAUUCUUCUACUCACCCCAUGAUGGCAUUCCUUGCUUCUGGCAGUUGGGUUUCCGACCUCCAGCCCCCGACUUGCGCAAGAGAUUUGAACUGAUCAGAGAAAAGGGUGUGUAUCUGUUAUAAUGACAGAUCCAAUGGCCGCAUUGGUAGCUAAACAAUGUUAGUAGGGUAUUUUAUUUGGCUUCUUCCCAUUAUUUGUAGCCUAGUUUGUCUUGGAAGAAGGAAGGAUAGGCAUUACGUCGUAUCAUUGCUAGCUUGCCAUGAAGGCUGAAUGGGUGUGUCUGUCGUCGGCCAGAAUUUGAACUAUUUAUUCGGAAAGGGGAGGCGGAACAUCACCGACAUCGUCACUGUCGUGGUUGGAAGAUUUCCCGUUGGUGCGGCCAUUGUUCUCGAGUUGAGAAAUCAGUUGCUGUACUGCUCGUUCCAGUUGUUCCCGAGAAAACCCAUUUACCGCAUUCGCCACUUCUUGUUGCGCAUCGAAUCGAGCCAUGUUUCGUCCAUAUUCUCUUGCGGCUUGCCCCGUUCGCUUGACCUUUUUCAGUGCCGUUUCAAAGUCUUUUUGGCGCACUGGUCGCACGGUGUCCUCGGUGUUGGCUGAUUGUGGUGGCUCCUUUGCUACUGCCGUUUGGUUCUUUCCAUUUUUGGCUGCUGCUGUUGUUGUUGGUUUCUUUGUCGUUUUCUUUUCUCCCAUGACAGCCUUUCUCGAUUCCUCCGCCAUGAUUUCGCGGAUUGGUUCCAUGGCCGCUGCACGACAGAGUUCUUUGAGAUCUGACCCCGAGUAUCCUCUGGUUCGUUCUUUGGAUGCCAAUUCCGGAAGAAACAAUUUGGCGGUUUCGUCCAUGGGUUGAUCGUGCAGCAUGACCCUUAAUAUUUGUUCUCUGCCUUUGGCGUCUGGCAGUGGCACCUCAAACGUUCGUGGCAUGCGUCUCAAAAUGGCAGAAUCAAUCAACUGUGGUCGAUUGGUGGCCCCCAAGACGAGUACCGGUGCCUGAUGACAAUUGGUGGUGAUUCCAUCCCAUAGGGUGAGGAAUUCAGCCUUGAGACUUUCCAUGGAUUUGCUAGCCGAUGGAUCGACCGUGUCACUCAAAAAGGUGUCCUGGAAACAAACAGCAAUAACAAUAAAAGAACUUGAGAACAAUGGCUUGACGAACAACAGACAAAAUACACAUCAUAAGAAUAUACUCACCAACUCAUCAAUAAAAAUAAUGGCCGGUGCCAGUUUGCGCGCCAGACUGAAUGUGGCAGCCACCAACUUGUUGGAUUCUCCCACCCACUUGUUUAGAAUUUUGGAAAGUUUAAUGGGAAUAAAGACGGCAUCACUCUCUCUGGCAAUGGCCUUGGCCAGGAGUGUUUUUCCACAUCCGGGUCGUCCAUAGAGCAAAAUGCCGGAGGGUUGUUGUGUCAAUUUUCCCUGAAACAGGUCGGGUCGUUGGAGUGGCAAAAUGGCCAACUCCCACACUUCUUGUUUGAUAUGAUCCAUGCCACCAAUAUCGGAGAAAUCCGAGUCAAUAUCGUCUGGAUCAAUGACAUCUUCGGCAAUGUGAGUUUCGUGCGAAUUGAGUGGUUUCGCGAGCUGUUUGCCGCGUUUCUUGAGAAUUUCGUUCAAGUGUUUGACGGCCGACGACUUGACCUGAUCCACGUCGCCACCACUCUCAUCUCCCGUCAGCAUUUGUGCCAACGCAUUGCUAAGAUUCCAGACGCUGUAGACAAGUACCAUGACCAACGUCCCCACCACAACGUCCACCAGCAUGGCUUCCAAAACGGUCAAUUCCUUGGGAUUAUUGGCGUUCUUCUUGCCGCUUUCGGUCAUGGCGUUGGCUAUCCUGGUGUUUUCGCUGCCAUCCGUACUGCUACUGCUGCUCCCACCACCACCACUACCAGUCGAUAGCUCCACAUUGACACUGCUCUUGCUCCCUUCUCCAGGAACCCAAGCAGCGGGAGGGGAAGAAGAGUCACGCUUGUGCAAACCAGUCACCUCAUGCAACACGGCCAAUGUAUUCCACAGCAAGUUGCUGCCAAAAAGGGUGUGGUUGGUGGAAGAAUGCGACAUGGUGCCUCUCCUUUUCAAUAGCUAAGUUCAACAAGAGCAACAGACCCGUCACUUUCAGAAUGGCAACUGCUCUAGCUAGUAUCACAACAAUCACAACGCACUCGGCAACCCAUCG
This is a messenger RNA of Seminavis robusta, 6024 nucleotides long. NCBI's taxonomy places the organism in Eukaryota, Bacillariophyta, Bacillariophyceae, Naviculales, Naviculaceae. The record is from the annotation of a GenBank genome assembly.